UUUGUUAUGUGUAUCAAUAGUUGUUUUGCGGUGGGAAUUGUGGCAAUUGUCGGCGUGCGUUUAUAUUAAUCUUCCACAAACAAACUAUUACCAAACAGAGAAAGAUGUCAGAGAGUGAUUCGGAUAGCAGUACUUCUAGCAGUGGGAGUGGUAGUUCAAGUUCUUCAACAUCAUCCACUAGUUCGGACGAAUCUGCAAAUAGCCCUAAAGUGUCUACGGUCGAAAAAAAGCUAAGUGAUUCUGCCACAGAAAAAGACAGUUCUUUGUCAGCGAACACAGAAGAACGUGAAAAUUAUCCAGCUAAAAAUGAUAGUGAGGUGAAAAGUGGUCAGGAGGAGGUAAUAGAGUCAAAAGUUGAAAUUGAAAAUGGUGUAAGUAAAGACCAAAGCACUAACGAAAAAAAGGAGGCAGACCAAAAAAACACUUCGGAAGAGAUCGAAGAAGGUGAACUUGAUAAUGAAGGCUCAAAUGAUAAAGAAAAAUUGGAUGACACGACAUCAGGGGAAAAUGAAGUACAAUUAAAAAACGACAAAGAAAAAAUUAAUGUGGUUGUUGUGGAAGAACCUGCUGCUGGUGACAAGCUAGAGGAUGAGACACCUGUAGUAGAUCAGGAUCCGCAAACGGUAGGUGAAAACAUUUCCGAGAAGGAAGGCGAACCUAAGGGCGACAACAAUAAAAUUCAGGAAAUAAAACAUAAUGGCACUGAGCGUAGAAGGCGUCAAAGGUCACGCUCGCGAUCUCAUAAUCGUGAACAAACCAAGUCCCGUAGACGAAGCCGUUCGAGAAAUCAGUCCUAUUCAAGACAACGCUCACGCACUCGUUCGCUCUCUCGCAAACGGUCACGGAGGUCAGCGUCUUUAGAAAGACGACGAGAAGAACGUAAGCGGCGUCAUGCCGAGCGUGAACUACGUGAUAAUGAAGACCGCAAUAAAAGACGGCGUGAACGGGGGAAAAAAUCACGUAGUGCUGAAAAAUCUCCCAAAAGUAAAGCGGCUUCUACUGUUAGGAAAGAAGCUGACGCCCCCAAUAUCAAAGAUACUGAAAAUGACAACGCUACCGUUACAGAUCCCAAAGCUAAAAUUACUGAACGCCAACGUCGCACUGUAGACCUACUAACUUCCCGUACGGGUGGAGCUUAUAUACCACCAGCUAAAUUGCGUAUGAUGCAAGCUGAAAUAACUGAUAAAGCCUCAGCUGCAUAUCAGCGUAUCGCUUGGGAAGCAUUAAAAAAAUCCAUACAUGGUUAUAUUAAUAAAGUAAAUGUAGAUAACAUAGCGAUUAUAACGCGAGAGUUACUCAAAGAGAAUAUUGUACGUGGACGUGGCUUACUUUGCCGUUCUAUCAUACAGGCCCAAGCUGCUUCGCCAACUUUCACACACGUCUAUGCUGCGUUGGUAUCAAUAAUCAAUUCGAAAUUUCCAAAUAUUGGCGAAUUACUUCUUAAGAGAUUGGUAAUACAAUUCAAACGCGCAUUUCGUCGAAACGACAAAGCUGUAUGCUUAUCGUCUUCACGAUUUGUUGCACAUUUGGUAAAUCAACGUGUGGCACACGAAAUUCUCGCACUUGAAAUAUUAACAUUGCUAGUAGAAACUCCAACAGACGAUUCUGUUGAGGUUGCUAUAGCUUUCUUGAAAGAAUGUGGUAUGAAGUUGACAGAAGUGUCCUCGAAAGGAAUAGGUGCUAUAUUUGAAAUGCUAAAGAACAUCCUCCAUGAAGGAAAAUUGGAUAAACGCGUUCAGUACAUGAUUGAAGUUGUUUUUCAAGUGCGGAAAGAUGGUUUUAAGGACCAUCAAUCUGUGAUCGAGUCUUUAGAGUUGGUGGAAGAGGAUGACCAGUUCACACAUCUUCUUAUGCUAGACGAUGCAACAAAUCCAGAGGAUGCUUUAAAUGCCUUCAAAUUCGAUGACCAGUAUGAAAAUAAUGAAGAUAAAUACAAAGGGCUUAGCAAAGAGAUAUUGGGAAGUGACGCUAGUGGCAGUGAAAAUGGUUCAGGCUCUGGCAGCGAUUCUGACAGUGAAUCUGGAGAUUCAUCAGAUUCAGAUAAUGAAGGAAAAGAGGAGGGUCAGCCCACAGCUGGAGACAUUAUUGACAAUACUGAAACAAAUCUGAUUGCAUUAAGACGUACCAUUUACCUUACAAUUAAUUCAAGUUUAGAUUAUGAGGAAUGUGCUCAUAAGUUAAUGAAAAUGCAAUUGAAGCCGGGGCAAGAGAUUGAACUAUGUCACAUGUUCCUUGAUUGCUGUGCAGAACAGCGGACAUAUGAAAAAUUCUAUGGCUUAUUAGCUCAAAGAUUUUGUUCAAUCAACAAAAUUUACAUUGAACCUUUUGAGGAGAUUUUUAAGGAUACCUAUCAGACGACACAUCGUUUAGAUACAAAUCGAUUGAGGAAUGUGAGUAAGUUUUUUGCACAUCUACUCUUCACGGAUGCCAUAGGUUGGGAUGUGCUUGAAUGCAUAAAGCUGAAUGAAGACGACACGACUUCUUCAAGUAGAAUUUUCAUAAAAAUUCUCUUCCAAGAGUUGGCCGAAUAUAUGGGACUUGGGAAACUCAAUACAAAACUUAAAGAUGAAGUUUUGUCUGAAAGCUUAGCUGGACUAUUUCCCAAGGAUAACCCGAAAAAUACAAGAUUUGCCAUUAACUUUUUUACAUCUAUAGGUUUGGGCGGGUUAACUGAUGAGUUAAGACAAUUUUUGAAAAACGCACCAAAAUCUGUGCCGGCAAUUAAUGUUGAAAUAUUAGCACAGAAACCUGUUAAUAGCGCUUCCUCAACUAGUUCAUCGUCCUCGGACACAUCGUCAUCAUCAUCCUCAUCAUCGGAAUCAUCUACGGAAAGUAGCUCCUCUUCUAGUGAUACGACUAGUUCCUCCGAUUCCGAAAAUGAAAAAAGGAAGAAAAAGAAUCUAAAAGGCAAAGCGGGUGACAAAAGUAACAACCGAAAGAAAGCAGCUACUAAAGAAACGAUGUCGAAAAAGUCCAAAAAUAAUAAAAACAGGCGCAAAAAACGUAGCAAAACUGAAAGUACUAGCUCCUCGGGAGACUCCUCUGACGCAAAGAGCAGUGAAAGCGAUGUAAGUAGCAGUGAAAGUUCCAGUAGCAGUGACGAUAACAAACGUAAAAAGAAACAGAAGAUCCAAUCUAAGAAACAUAAAAAAACGUUGACUAAAGAAAAUAAUGAAUCCAGCAAACCAAAGGUAACAAAGUCGACGAAAGCAGAACGAAACGGCCGUAAUGUUGCAGUAAAUAGCAGAAGCGAUGAUAAGCAUUCUGAUACCUAUACAGACCGAAGACGACGAAAGGAUAAGUCUCCUGAGAGAAAGGCAAGAGAAGAUAGAGAGCCUAAUCGGGAUCAUAGGGAACGUAAGCGUGAUCGUGACUCGAGAACAGAUUACCAAAAGGAUCGCGACAGCAGACGUCACCGUAGCCGGAGCCGGAGCCGUAGUCGCGGUCGCAAAGAACCCACUAAUUACGACAAACGAAGUAUACGAUCAACACGCAACGCGUCCAAGGAACGUGGAUAAAUUUUUGUAUUUCUAUGAGGAGAUUUGGAACAACACUUAAAUAAACUAUUGUCGAUUUUUUAUCUGAUAAAAAAAUAAAAUAAUUGAUAUUGUGUUAA
Molecule: messenger RNA, 3616 nt
Organism: Ceratitis capitata (Mediterranean fruit fly)
Lineage: Eukaryota; Metazoa; Arthropoda; Insecta; Diptera; Tephritidae
Gene: ncm
Product: pre-mRNA-splicing factor CWC22 homolog
Exons: 3
Coding region: 105-3518 (1137 amino acids)
Biological process (GO): mRNA splicing, via spliceosome
Cellular component (GO): catalytic step 2 spliceosome
Molecular function (GO): RNA binding; protein binding
Source: RefSeq, a predicted model, not a curated record